Molecule: messenger RNA, 2235 nt
Organism: Dendronephthya gigantea
Lineage: Eukaryota; Metazoa; Cnidaria; Anthozoa; Malacalcyonacea; Nephtheidae
Exons: 2
Coding region: 1-2112 (703 amino acids)
Molecular function (GO): protein binding
Source: RefSeq, a predicted model, not a curated record
AUGUCAUAUGAUGAUGGCAAAAUGCUCACUGUCCAUUGUGCAAUCAAAGGACAUCGUCCAUCCACACCAGACGACAUUCAAAGAUGUCUUCAGUCUGCAUUUCCAUAUCCUUUUGACGGAUUGAUUUUUACACCGGAUAAAGCCUAUAUCUUUGGACGCGAUCCAUUGAUGUUCAAAUGGCAAAAUGAAGAUGAUUUACACUGUGAUUUACAAUUGAAUCCUACAGGAGAUAAAUCAGACAGUUUUGAUGUAUUCAAAUGUCGUUGGAAUGCAACCAAAAGUUCCUGGGACGCACUUUUUGUGCGCUAUGAUAAGGAUGCACCGGAUUCUGUUGAUAUCGUUGCCCAUUUAGAGAAGAUAUGUCAACAACCAUUCACAAAGGACAACCUUCUGUCAAACCUUGCUCAGCAUCGAAGCGUCACGAAUGUGACAGGUAUAUCUGCUGGUGAUCGUCCAACUAAUAGUCUUUCAUUUGAUGAACUGUUCUUAAAGAUUGAAGAUUUAGUCAAAGUUGGUAAAGUUGAUAAAACCGUUGAUUCAGUCACAGGUCUAGAAAUGUUCAUCUAUGAUCGCUCCACAGCUUCGUUCAGUGAUCCAAUCGUUCUUCUUUGUCGUGGUCUUGUUCUUCAUCCACCAUCGAAGACUGUCGUUACAAGGCCUUUCAUCAAAUUCCUUGAACAUGCUGGCAGUCGUGAUCCUAAUGAAAUGGUUGAAGCUACUAUAAAAUAUGAUGGAUCUCUUGGAAUUGCAUUUUUGUGGGAUAACGAUGUUUUGGUGACGACCAAACGAAGAAUGGAUUCAAAACAAGCGAUAUGGGCGAAACAAUGGAUCAAAGAUCACUGUAACCUCUCCAUGUUUCAAGCAGGAUAUACAUAUCUGUUUGAAAUUAUCUACCAGAAUAACACCGUUAUUGUGAACUAUUUCUUUGAAGGUCUUGUUUUGCUUGCUAUCAAUGACGAAAAAGGUCACGAAUUACCUUACAACACAAUGCUGCAUUUUGCCAGAGCUACGGGGUUCUUUAUGGUAACACCACGCAUAACUGCUCCGUAUUCAGAAGUACUUUGGUACUGUGGUGGAAUUAGAUCGAACGGAGGAACAAUAUCUCCCAACCUACCUUCAUUUACUUCAGGAGCUCUGCCAGUUAAUAAAAAGCGACAAGAAGGAUGGGUUGUAAAGUUCAGUGAUGGAAGUAGACAGAAGAUCGUCUACAGCUGGUGGAAGAAUACAUCCAAACUUGCACAACUUGUUCACCCUCAAGUUGUCUGGUUGUUGCUCAAGCAUGAUAAAAUCAAAGUGGCUUUUGAAAAUGCACCAAAUCACUUUUACGUCGAAAUCCUUCGCAUGGUGCAAGCAAUCAGAGUCAAUUUUUUGAAAACUUUGCUAUCUGUUCAAAGAUGCCUUGGAACGUCCAAUAGGUACAACAAAAAACGGUCCCGACGUGCUAAACGGUUGAAAAAUAAAUCAGUUAGCGAGACUGAUGUUCCUAAAAAAGGAAAGUUGACGAUAGUAAUAGAGGACAGACUGGACAGAAUCGCAAGUAUUAAUAAUUUAUUUAAGCUUGUUUCCGAGCUUAAACCAUAUCACGAUCUUAUUUCUUCGUCAAAUACUAAUCGGUCGCCUUUUUAUAAUCAAUUGAAACUUAACUCUCUCCGGUUACCAAUUCUGAAUUACAUAUACCCAAAGUCUUUUGUUUUGGAAGGUUAUGAACCUUGCGACAACUUCAAGCAGACAUGGUGCAAGGGAUGGCAAGACCUUUCGAUGGAUGUCCACCAAUGGCAGUUUGUGCAGACAGCCUUGCAAAGAAAUAAGAGGCUUCCUAACUUCCUCCAAUUGCCUGCUGAAAUAGUUGUUAUGAUUUUAAAUCUUCUUGACCACGCAAGCUUGGCAUCCAUGGCUAAGGUUUGCGCUUAUUUGCGGCAAAUCAUAAAACCCUGUAGAGCACGCUUGUUGCACAAGACGGUUUUGCGCCCUGCAAUUGUAAUAAGGAGUCUCCCCGCGGAAAAGUGGCAGGAGAGAAAUCGUUCAACUUAUGCAUCUGACAAUGACGAUGAUGUUUACCUUUCUGAUGACGAGUGGCGUCAUCCUUACGAGGGGCGUCAUUAUGAGCCAUAGAUACAGAUAGAUACAAUCGACCUUUUUUAUAGAUGAUUCAUGAUCAAACGCUGUCAUUUAAUGUCAGUAAUUAGUAAUACUUUUGAGGACACGUAGUGUCAAUUUUUUUGAAAACGCCUUGUA